This is a messenger RNA of Varroa destructor (honeybee mite), 7822 nucleotides long. RefSeq names its product alpha spectrin (gene alpha-Spec). Gene Ontology annotation, molecular function: protein binding; calcium ion binding. Lineage: Eukaryota; Metazoa; Arthropoda; Arachnida; Mesostigmata; Varroidae. The record is from RefSeq and is a predicted model, not a curated record.
GUGAGUGCAACGACAAGUUGGUCAAGCCAGGUGCCACUGGUGUUGUUUGUAUCUGUAUGACUAUAGCGACAUUGUUAUUUCGAUCCCAACUAUCAUCGAGUACGAGAGGCCAGAGGAGCGGCUAAAACAUGGAGGGCACUCCGGUGGCCCCUAAAGACAUCAAAGUCUUAGAAACUGUCGAGGACAUUCAGGAAAGGCGUUCCCAAGUGCUCGGAAGAUACGCUGACUUCAAAAAUCAGGCACAUGAGCGCAGAAACCGUCUUGAAGAGGCUCGUAGAUUCCAGUACUUCAAACGAGAUGCCGAUGAACUUGAGGGCUGGAUCUACGAGAAAUUGCAGGCCGCUUCUGAUGAAAGUUAUAAAGAUCCAACCAACCUACAGGCGAAAAUCCAGAAGCAUCAAGCAUUCGAAGCCGAGGUGGCGGCCCACUCGAAUGCUAUUGUUGUAUUGGACAACACAGGCAUGGAGAUGAUUAAGCACGGACAUUUCGCCUCUGAGGUUAUCAAACAGCGCCUCGAUGAACUUCAUCGCCUGUGGGAGUUGUUGCUUAGCAAGCUUGCCGAUAAAGGGCUCAAGCUGCAGCAAGCUCUCGUGCUCGUCCAAUUUCUGCGUCACUGGGACGAAGUAAUGUUCUGGAUUAGCGAUAAAGAGAGCUUUGUCGCAACUUCCGAUGAUUUCGGUCAUGACCUCGAACACGUCGAGCUGCUACAACGUAAGUUCGACGAGUUUCAGAAGGAUAUGGCCAGCCAGGAAAUUCGAGUACAGCAGGUUAACGAACAAGCUGACAAGCUGGUGGGCGAUUCCCACCCCGAGCAGGAGUUGAUCAUCAGCAAGAAGUCCGAGCUCAAUGCAGCGUGGUCUAAGCUGAAAAAGCUCGCGCUAAAGAGGCAAGAAAGGCUGUUUGGUGCUCACGAAAUGCAAAGGUUCAACCGUGAUGCUGACGAAACUAUCGCGUGGAUUGCUGAAAAAGCGCAAUUGCUGUCCAGUGAUGACUUUGGCCGUGACCUUGUGUCCGUUCAAACGUUGCAGAGGCGUCAUGAGGGUUUGGAAAGGGAUCUCGCCGCCCUCGAAGAUAAAGUGAUUGCUCUGGGUCACGAGGCUGGCAAGCUGGCCAACGAGCAGCCAGAUGAAGCUGCUGCAGACGCUAUCCGGAGUAAGCACAGUGAGAUCGUACAGAAUUGGGAGGAACUCAAGAGAGCUGCUCAGGAGCGCCGUCGGAAACUCGACGAGAGCUACGGAUUGCACAGGUUCUUAGCGGAUUUCCGCGAUCUCAUUUCCUGGAUGCAUGAUAUGAAGGCCAUUAUGUCUGCCGACGAGCUGGCUAAAGAUGUGGCCGGCGCAGAAGGCCUUCUUGAAAGGCACCAGGAACACAAGGGAGAAAUCGACGCAAGAGAAGACUCUUUCCGUCUGACAGCUGAGGCGGGACAGAUGCUUAUUGAUCAAAAGCACUACGCCUCUGAUAACGUCAAGGAAAAGCUAGUUCAGUUAGCCGAAGAGAAAAUGGCGCUUCUCUCUUUGUGGGAGGAGAGGCGAAUCCUCUACGAACAAUGCAUGGAUCUGCAGCUCUUUUAUCGAGAUACCGAGCAGGCUGAUACGUGGAUGGCAAAACAGGAAGCCUUCCUGGGCAACACUGACCUGGGAGAUUCGCUCGACAGCGUGGAAGCUCUGCUAAAGAAGCACGACGACUUUGAGAAAUCACUGCACGCCCAGGAGGAAAAAAUCAAGGCGCUCGAUGAAUUCGCUACUAAGUUGAUUCAAAGCAACCACUAUGCUGCUGCUGAAGUCGGUCAGCGUCGAAAUGCUCUCCUCAAGCGGCGCCAGGCCCUUGUUGAGGCAGCGGCCAAGAGGCACGCGUUACUAGACGAAAGCUACAAGCUUCAACAGUUUGAGACUGAUGUGGACGAGACUAAGGGCUGGAUCAACGAAAAACUCAAGAAUGCCACUGAUGAGAGUUAUCUCGACCCCACAAACCUCCAAGGCAAAUUGCAGAAACAUCAAAAUUUUGAGCAGGAAUUGUCAGCAAAUAAAUCACGCAUUGACGAAAUUGUAUCCACCGGCAAGCAGCUGGUUGAGCAGAAGCACUUUGCGAGCGACACCAUUCAGCAGCGAAUGGAGAUGAUAAUGCAACUAUGGAGUUCACUUGUUGAGGCUACCGAGCGAAAGGGUACGAAAUUGACGGAAGCUUCAGACCAGCAGAGCUUCAACCGUGGUGUUGAGGACAUCGAGGUCUGGCUUUCCGAGGUGGAAGGCCAGCUGAUGAGUGAGGAUUAUGGCAAAGAUCUUACUUCGGUCCAGAACCUGCUUAAGAAACAUGCACUCAUUGAAGCCGAUGUCGCUUCUCAUGGUGACCGAGUUGAGAAUUCCCUCGGGGCCGCCAACAAGUUUGUCGAGAGGGGACACUUUGAUGCGCCUAACAUAAUUGCAAAACAGGAAGCUCUCCGGAAUCGUUAUACCAGUCUUCAGAAACCCCUGGCCGAACGCCGCCGUCGUCUGGAGGAAUCAAUGGCGAUUCAUCAGCUGCUACGCGAUAUGGAUGACGAAGAGAGCUGGAUUAGGGAGAAGGAGCCCAUUGCGGCCUCAACCAACCGUGGACGAGACCUCAUAGGUGUCCAGAACCUGAUCAAAAAGCACCAGGCCGUUCUCUCGGAGAUCGCCAAUCACGAACCACGCGUCAGUGCCGUCACCGAGGCAGCUGAGAAAAUGGCCGCUAAGACUCAGUCGCCAGCGGUCAGUUCGAAACUCGCCGAUCUGCAAGAGAAAUGGCAACUUCUUAAGGAUCGUGCGACACGACGUCGUCAGGACCUCGAAGACUCACUUCAAGCACAACAAUAUUUCGCGGAUGCCAACGAAGCUGAAAGCUGGAUCCGUGAGAAAGAACCAAUUGUUUUGUCGACUGAUUUUGGUAAGGAUGAGGACUCUGCGGAGGCUCUCCUAAAGAAACACGAAGCCCUUAUGGCCGAUCUUGAGGCGUUUGCCAACUCGGUGAGCGCAUUGCGCGAACAAGCUAAGGCCUGCCGCCAACAAGAGGCUCCUGUGGUCGAUCAAGCCGGAAAGGAAUUCGUCGUUGCGCUUUACGAUUACACCGAAAAAUCACCCCGUGAGGUGUCGAUGAAGAAGGGAGAUGUUCUCACACUCCUUAAUUCCAACAACAAGGAUUGGUGGAAGGUUGAGGUUAACGACCGCCAGGGCUUCGUGCCCGCCGCCUACGUGAAGCGCCUGGAUCAUUCUGGUCUAAGCGCUUCUAAACAGCAUCUUGCUGGAGAAACAUCAAUUGCUGCCCGCCAGGCCCAAAUUGAAAGUCAGUACGCGAAUCUAUUGUCUCGUGGCCAUGAGCGCGCCAACAAGCUUCGUGAGAGCUGUAAGGCAUUCUCCUUGGUGCGUGAAGCUGCUGAAUUGGCUCAAUGGAUUCGAGACAAAGAGCAAGUGGCUCAGGUUCAAGAGGUUGGGGAGGACCUUGAGCAAGUGGAGGUAUUGCAGAAGAAGUUCGACGACUUCAUGGCCGAUCUCAAAGCGAACGAGGUGCGUUUGGCUGAGAUGAAUGAUAUUGCUUCGCGCCUGAUGACACUUGGUCAGACCGAAGCAGCGAACAAAAUUCAGACGCAGAUCGAUGAGCUGAAUGAUAAAUGGAAAAACCUAGAGGUUGUGACUCAUCAACGUGCCAGCCAACUCGGUUCUGCCCAUGAAGUGCAGAGGUUCCAGAGAGAUGCUGACGAGACGAAGGACUGGAUUCAGGAGAAGGAGGAGGGCCUCGAUACCGAUGACUUCGGUCAUGAUUUGCGAUCUGUGCAGGCAUUGCAGCGGAAGCACGAUGGCCUGGAGAGGGAUCUCGCUGCUCUCGGAGAGCGCAUUCGCUCCCUUGACGAGACCAGCAAGAGGCUCACCAAAAGUCACCCUGACUCUGCACAAACGACGUUCAGUAAGCAAAAGGAGAUUAUUGAGCAAUGGACUCAGCUUACAACGAAAGCUCAACUACGUAAGGAGAAGCUCAUGGAUAGCUACGAUCUGCAGCGCUUCUUGGCCGAUUUCCGAGAUCUAAUGUCCUGGAUCAACUCCAUGCACGCCCUGGUAUCGUCUGAUGAACUCGCAAAUGAUGUCACAGGGGCCGAAGCAUUGCUAGAAAGACACCUGGAGCACCGCACGGAGAUCGAUGCUCGCCAGGGAACGUUCCAGGCUUUUGAACAAUUCGGACAACAGCUGCUGAGAAACGCCCAUUAUGCGAGCCCCCAGAUCCAGGACAAGCUUGAUAAGAUGGCAGAAGCCCGGGAGGCACUCGAGAAGGCGUGGCAGGCAAGACGUACACGCGUAGAGGAGUGCCUUGAUCUGCAACUUUUUUACCGUGACUGCGAACAGGCCGAGAACUGGAUGGCAUCUCGAGAGGCCUUCCUGCGCUCAGAUGACAUGGGGGGUGACAAUGUUGAGGCACUUAUUAAAAAACAUGAAGAUUUCGACAAAGCAAUCAGUGCUCAGGAGGAAAAGAUUGCCACUUUGUGCAACCUAGCCGACAAACUCAUCUCCGCUGAACACUAUGCUGCUGAAGACAUUGAUGCCAAGAAAAAACAGGUUCUCAAUCGGUGGGCGCACCUUAAAGACGCCUUAAUUGAUAAACGUUCCAAGCUGGGCGAAUCGCAAACCCUGCAACAGUUCUCCCGCGAUGCGGACGAAAUCGAAAACUGGAUCACGGAAAAACUAGCGAUGGCUACGGACGAGUCUUACCGUGACCCCGCUAAUAUCCAGUCAAAACACCAAAAACACCAAGCGUUCGAGGCCGAGCUGGCAGCAAAUGCUGAUCGUAUUCAAGCCGUAAUGGGCAAUGGUCAGCACCUAAUUGAUCAGAAGCAGUGUCAGGGAUCUGAGGAAGCCGUGCACAAACGCCUAGAAAGUAUUGCAGAACAGUGGGAGUUUCUCACUAAAAAAAGUUCUGAGAAGAGCGUCAAGCUUAAGGAGGCUAACAAACAACGCACAUUCAAUGCGGCCGUCAAGGAUAUCGACUUCUGGCUAGGCGAAGUUGAGAGUUUACUGAAGUCUGAAGACUCUGGAAAGGAUCUGGCUUCGGUGCAGAACCUGAUGAAGAAACACCAAAUGGUUGAAGCUGAUGUGAUGGCCCAUGAAGAUCGCGUUAAAGACAUGAACGAGUUGGCAGAUGCACUCGUAGAAUCUGGCCAGUUCGAUCCGGCUGCCGUUCAGGAAAAGCGGCGUGACAUCAACGAACGCUAUGAGCGUGUCAAAACACUUGCCACGUACAGGCGGUCUCGACUUAAUGAGGCAAAUACACUCCAGCAGUUCCUCCGCGACAUCGCUGACGAGGAGUCAUGGAUUAAGGAAAAAAAACUGUUGGUCGGUUCCGAUGAUUACGGUCGAGAUCUGACCGGCGUGGAGAACCUAAAGAAGAAACACAAACGUCUGGUUAAUGAGCUCUUAUCACACGAGCCCGCUAUCCAACAGGUCGAGGAAGCUGGACAGAAACUGAUGCAGGAGAGUAACCUUGGGGUGCCUGAAAUUGAGUCUCGGCUACAGCAGUUACAGCUUAGCUGGCAACAGCUCAAACAGCUGUCGGAAGAAAGAGGUGAUAAGCUGGACCAGUCAUUGACAUACCAACAAUUCCUCACCAAAGUCGAGGAGGAAGAGGCCUGGAUACAGGAAAAACAACAACUGUUACAUGUCCAGGAUUAUGGUGACACGAUGGCCGCCGUUCAGGGUCUACUGAAGAAGCACGAGGCGUUUGAAAGUGACCUUGGUGUUCACCGUGAACGUUGUGCCGAUAUUCGCGCCGCAGGUGACCAACUGAUCGGAGAGGGCAAUCAUCAUGCUGGUGCUAUCUCACAGCGUAUGCAACAACUUGCUAAUCGCCUUGAUCAGCUUGAAGCUACUGCUAUCAACCGUAAAAACAAGCUUAUCGACAACUCAGCUUUCCUUCAGUUUAUGUGGAAGGCCGAUGUGGUCGAAAGUUGGAUUGGAGAUAAAGAAAUCCAUGUGCGGGGAGAAGACUUUGGCCGUGAUCUGUCGUCUGUACAAACGCUCCUCACUAAACAGGAGACCUUCGAUGCUGGACUGUCUGCCUUUGAACACGAGGGCAUUCAUUCCAUCACUGAUUUAAAAGAUCAACUGGUUAACGCCAACCACGAGCAGAAAAAUAACAUAAUCAAACGGCACGAUCACGUAUUAUCAAGAUGGCACAACUUGCGCGGCGCCUCCGAGGCGCGCAAGGCCAAGCUUAUUCAAAUGCUUGAACAGUACAAGCAGAUUGAAGAGCUGUUCCUCACGUUCGCUAAGAAAGCGUCCGCGUUUAACUCUUGGUUCGAAAACGCUGAAGAAGAUCUUACCGACCCAGUACGUUGCAACUCAUUAGAGGAGAUCGCCGCUCUAAGAGAAGCACAUUCACAGUUUCAGGCAUCGCUUAGCAGUGCCCAGGCGGAUUUUGACGCGCUGGCGGCGCUCGACGUCAGGAUUAAAAAUUUCAAUGUUGGCACCAACCCGUACACGUGGUUUACGAUGGAGGCCCUCGAAGAGACGUGGAAAAAUUUGCAGAAGAUUAUACAUGAACGCGAUAACGAAUUGACGAAGGAGGCCCACCGUCAGCAGGAGAACGACAAACUGCGUCGAGAGUUUGCCUUGAAUGCUAAUGCUUUCCACGCAUGGCUUACGGAGACACGAAUGUGGCUGCUGGAUGGAUCCUCGAUGAUGGAAGGUAACGGCACACUUGAAGCUCAGCUUGAGGCAACCCGACGAAAAGCUCAAGAGGUAAAAGCCAAACGUAUUGACCUCAAGAGGAUCGAGGACCUCGGAGCAAAACUAGAAGAACACCUUAUUCUGGAUAAUCGUUACACUGAACAUUCGACUGUGGGCCUGGCUCAACAGUGGGACCAACUCGACCAACUCGGUAUGAGAAUGCAGCACAAUCUCGAACAGCAAAUUCAGGCCAGGAACCAGAGCGGAGUAUCCGAAGACGCCCUCAAGGAGUUCUCGAUGAUGUUCAAGCACUUCGAUAAAGAUAAGUCAGGAAAAUUGAAUCACCAUGAAUUCAAAUCAUGCCUGCGCGCCCUCGGCUACGAUCUUCCAAUGGUUGAAGAGGGUCAACCAGACCCUGAGUUCGAGAACAUUCUCAAUGCGGUCGACCCGAACCGGGAUGGAUAUGUGUCGCUUCAAGAGUACAUGGCGUUCAUGAUUUCGCGUGAGACCGAGAAUGUACGCUCAUCGGAAGAAAUCGAGAACGCCUUCCGCGCUAUUACAUCGGGCGAGCGUGCAUACGUCACUGCAGAUGAGUUAUACGCUAAUCUAAGCAAGGAAAUGGCUGACUAUUGUGUUGCCCGGAUGAAGUCGUACGUAGAGCCGAAGACCGGCCGCGAAAUUAGCGGGGCAUAUGACUAUGUCGAUUUUACCCGCACACUGUUUCAAAACUAAAUCAGUUGCUUUUGCCCCUGUGAAAAAGAGAAAAAAAAAAGGUGAACUAUUAGACUCGGAAGUAAUGAGUAGUGACGUGGAUAAUGGAAGGUUUUAAAAGUUUAUGAAGAAGUGAAGAAACCGCAAGCCCGAUAUGAGGUGACGACAGAGAUAUCGAAUUUAAACUGCCGACACAGCUCCAACGUUGUUAGUUAAGUAACCUUAUUAUAACAGCAAAAGUAAGCAGAAACAUAUAAGAUAUGAAUCGUCAUACCACUCCCAAACACUUUCAAGAUUAUAUGAAUUUAGACGGAAAGAUAAACGCAGGAAAACUCCCAGCCAGUAAAGGAGUCGUCACAUCCAGACGCUUAGUUCACACUAUCGCUUUUUUAUGUGCAUUACAAAAAAAAUUACAAAAAGUUCUAUAACAAACAUGAAACAUUAAA